Messenger RNA from Verticillium dahliae VdLs.17, 1197 nucleotides. Its product is annotated as glycosyl hydrolase. The transcript has a single exon. The record is from RefSeq and is a predicted model, not a curated record. NCBI's taxonomy places the organism in Eukaryota, Fungi, Ascomycota, Sordariomycetes, Glomerellales, Plectosphaerellaceae. Gene Ontology annotation, biological process: carbohydrate metabolic process. Bases 1 to 1197 code for a protein of 398 amino acids.
AUGGUUGCCUGGGUUGGCGGUCUGGCUGCCCGAGCCGGCGCCGUCUUUUUAAUGUCCAGCCGGCCAGAUACGCAGCAUGCGAACCUGACGACGUACACCAUCAACUCUAUGGCGGCUAUCGAUGCUCUCCAGAGCACAUGGUACAAUGUCCAAAGCGGCAUCUGGGACAGGAAGUGGUGGAACAGCGCCAACAUUUUCACAACCUUGGCUGAUUUUGCAAGCAUCGAUGUCGUUGCUGCGAACGCGCUCAACAUUGGGGGCAUCAUGAGGAACACGUUCGAACAAGCCCAAAAGGAAGCCAUCACUUCCUUGAAACUCAUCGACGACACUGGCCUCGUUACAUCAUCCUACACCAUCUCCAUGGUCGGUAUGGAGGACGCUGCCACAGAAGUGGCCACCAAACUCAUCGCUCGCCAGUUUCCUGGGUUCAUCAACGAGUUUUAUGACGACGAGGGAUGGUGGGCACUGGCCCUUAUUCGAGCUUUUGAUGUCACGCGCGACCAAGGAUACUUGGACAUGGCCGCCAACAUUUUUGACGACAUGAAGACCGGCGGCAACACAAACUGUAAUGGCGGCAUCUACUGGAACAAGGAGCGAAAAUACGUCAAUGCCAUCUCGAACGAACUUUAUCUGAGUGUCGCCGCGUCCCUGGCUAACCGUAUGCCGAAUCGCCAGGCCUAUCUGGAUAUUGCCGCAGCCCAGUGGGUCUGGUUCAAGGCCAGCGGUAUGAUCAACGAGAGGGGGACCAUCAACGACGGACUGGACGGGUCGUGCCGGAACAAUGGCCAGAACACCUGGUCCUACAACCAAGGCGUCAUUCUUGGCGGUCUGGUCGAGCUCAACAAGGCCACUGGCGACGCCAACCUUCUCUCAGACGCUGCCAUCAUCGCCAAGGCCGCCAUCAAGGAGCUCUCCGACGACAAGGGGAUCCUCCAUGAUACGUGCGAACCCAACUGCGGCGCCGACGGCGAGCAGUUCAAGGGCAUCUUUGUGCGAAAUCUGCACUACCUGCAUAAAGCCGCCCCCGACGCCGCGUAUCGCAAAUUCAUCCUCAACAACGCGGACAGCAACUGGGCCCAGAACAGGGACGAGGCGAACAAGAUGGGAGUCAACUGGGCCGGACCUAUACAACGCGUGUCCGGUGGUACGCACAGCUCGGCACUCGACACCCUUGUUGGGGCCAUGGCUGUCGUAUGA